ACGCCCUUCUUCCCAUCAACCCUUUGAGUCGCUCCUCUGCGCCUUGAGCUUCCAUUUGUUGCAGACCUCGAGAGGACGUGGGCAAGUCGGCGGUGUCAUCGUUGCCUCUUCAGCCUUCCUCUUCCCUUCCCACGUUCCGCUGCUGGGAAGGAUCCCCCCCCUGCGCCUCUUUCCUUACGCGGAUAGACCCGCACCGCGACCAAGCACCACCCUCUUCCCUUCCCAUCACCACGUCCGCGUGGAACCUCACCCCUCACCCACCACCAGGAGUGGACGUUGGUAUCUCUCCACCACUCACACUUAGCACGACGCGAGCAAAGAGCAGCUAUUGGCCCAAGCACCAGCUUCAUCAGCAAUCAUGGCAGACACUAACGCAACAAUGGCAGAUAUCCGGUCGCGGAUUCAGAAGCAGCAGCAGAUGAUGAAAGGGUACCAAGCCUUGCGUUCUGCUUCGGGCAACCCAGACGUACAGAGACAAGCAGACUCCAAUAUCCGAGAUGCUCAGCGCAACAUCUCUUACCUAGAGGAGAGUCUGCAAGCAUUGAUCAAUCGCAGAGCAAGCUCAAUGGCACCCAAGAGCGGCGGCUCAGUAUCCAGCGGCAUCAGCUCCUCUGCCGGGGCUUACAGUAACGCCUCUUCAGGUGGAUCUACGCCCUUUGGUUCAUCCCAAGCCACGUUCCAGUCUUCCGGAAGCUCCAAUUCGAUCCAUCAGCAACCACAGCAUCAAGGUCCCGGGGGAGGAAGACCAUUCCCUGGCGAUGCUGCUUCCGCAUACCUGCCGCACCAACGGAAUCCCAAUGACCCCAGUGCUGGCGCCGGCGCAACGGGGUAUGCCUCGGCUGAUGGCUAUGGUGGAGGGAUGCAAGGACGGGGCGGAGAGUGGCAACCAGCGCCCAUCAAUAGGAUGGGUACUUCUGCUAAGCGCAACUACACUAAUCUUGACUUGAUCAAGGCCGAUACCCCGCUCACAACGGCCAAGAUCUCAAGGAUGCUACACCACAUCGAAUUCAAGCUGCAGAUCGAGAAGCAGUAUAAGCAGGGCAUUGACAAGAUGGCAGCACUCUAUCAGGCUGAAGGUGAUAGAAAGAGCAGGAGUGAUGCCGAGAGCAAGAGGGUAGAGAGCCAGAGCAAGAUUAUGCUCUUGCAACAGGCUUUGAAGAGAUACAAGCAGCUCCACGUAAUGGACGACGAGGCCGACAAUGAUGGACAGAGCUCUUCUAUCGAAGGGAGACGACAAGAUCUAAGAAAGCCCCUGUCAGGAACGCUACAGAUUUCCGUCAAGGCUGCUCGGGAUCUUGAACACGCCCCUACGCAAAGGCUGGGAAGGAGUGUGAGAGAAUCGACGGUUGUCUUCAAAGUCGAGGACGCAGCUCGCGCUCGUACCCAUCCUAGCAGGACUGAUCGAUGGCAAGAUGACUUUGAGUUUGCGGUCGACAAUGCCAACGAGAUCGAAGUCACAGUCUACGACAAGGUCGGCAGUGGACACCCAGUGCCCGUGGGUAUGCUCUGGAUCCGUCUCUCGGACGUCGUGGAAGAGCUGAGAAAGAAGAAAUUCGGGCAGCCUGGAGCAUCAGAUGGCGGAUCCGCGGCGGCCUCUGGGUGGGUCACUGCUGGUGAUGUGCAACAGCAGGCGGGUGGCAUGAUGGGAGGAGCAUCAGGAGGCUACCCUUCCUCGAGUGCAUCCGACUACUCCUUCAAUCAGCCAGCCGGAGCUCCCGUGCCACUUGGACCACCUGCAGAAGGUAUCGAAGCCUGGUUUGCAGUCGAGCCAGCGGGAGCCGUCUUCCUGCACAUCAACUUCCAGAAGCAAAAUAUUCAAAGGCGUGCCUAUGAAGCUCGACUGGGUCGACAGGGAGCCUUUAGGAAGAAGAAAGACGACGUGGCUGAGAUCAAUGGCCACAAGUUCGUCUCUCGUCAAUUCUACCAAAUCAUUCGUUGCGCACUCUGCGGAGAAUUGCUCCUCAAUGCCGCUGGGUCACAAUGCGAGGACUGUCGGUACACCUGCCACAAGAAAUGUGCUCAGAAGGUCGUCACGAAGUGUAUCAGCAAGAGCAACGCAGAGGCGGAUCGCGACGAGGUCAAGAUCAAUCACCGCAUUCCUCAUCGAUUCGAGCCCAUCACCAAUAUUGGAGCCAAUUGGUGCUGUCACUGUGGUUACAUUCUCCCCUUCGGUCGGAAGAAUGCUAAGAAGUGCUCGGAGUGUGACAUCACCUGUCACUCUGAUUGCGCACACUUGGUGCCAGACUUCUGCGGAAUGAGCAUGGAAAUGGCAAAUCAGCUGCUGAGCGACAUUGAAACGAUCAACCGUGUCAAGCAUACGGCUAAGCAGCAGCAGCAGCAACAGUCACAGCAGCAGAGGCAGCAAGGGCAGCUGCAAAUGCCUCCCAAGGUUGGCGCUCAACCGCCGCCGCAACAGCUGGGUGGAGGACAGGACACUGCCUAUGGGUACGGAGCCGGCCGACAACAACAGCAGCCCGGAGCUAAUGGAGGUGCAGCGCCAGUGGGAGGUCCCCGACCAUAUGACGCUCCGAUCGAGCAGCUCGAACAGCGAACGUCCCAGAUGGACCUUGCAUCUCGGCCAAUGGAUGGCCCGUAUGGUGGUGCUGCUGCUUCACCUGCACGACCUCGUCCCCCUCCUGGGGAUCCCGCAUAUUCAACUGGUGCCGCUCCUGGACCUCCCCAGUACGGCUUGCCGCCGCAAGACGGCGGGCCUCCCAUGGGUCCCCAAAUUGGGCAGGUCUUCAAUCAGCAGCAGUACCAACAGAGCGAGAUGGCCAAGCCUCCUCGCCCACUACCCCUACCAGGUACUGCUGGCCGACCGAUGGCGCCUCCUCCUGUCACUCAAGCUCCUCCGCCAGCUCAACAGCAGAUGCAACAGCAGCCUUUGCCGUCCGCUCAGCAGGCUCGUCGACCACAGCCGCCUGGCCCAGGGGCCAUGGUACCGUCUACCUCUGCUUCUUCUCAGAUCGUAGGCGCUGCCCCCGCGCAACCUCCUCGCAAUCCGCCCUCCUCGAAACGCAAGAUCGGCCUCAAUGACUUCAACUUCUUGGCAGUGCUGGGUAAAGGUAAUUUCGGUAAGGUCAUGCUCGCAGAAGAAAAGCGCUCAGGCAACCUCUAUGCUAUCAAGGUGCUAAAGAAGGAAUUUAUCAUCGAGAACGACGAAGUCGAGUCGACCAAGUCUGAAAAGAGGGUCUUCUUAGCGGCUGCUAGGGAAAGGCAUCCCUUCUUGCUCGGACUUCACAGUUGUUUCCAGACGGAGACGAGGGUGUACUUUGUGAUGGAGUACGUCAGUGGUGGUGAUUUGAUGUUGCACAUCCAGAAAGAGCAAUUCUCCCCCAAGAGGGCCAAGUUCUACGCCGCCGAGGUGCUGCUGGCUCUAGAGUAUUUCCACAAGCAAGGCAUCAUCUACCGUGAUCUGAAAUUGGACAACAUCAUGUUGACCCUGGAUGGUCAUGUCAAGGUGGGGGACUAUGGUCUCUGCAAGGAAGAGAUGUGGUACGGCAAUACGACGAGCACCUUCUGUGGUACUCCCGAAUUCAUGGCGCCCGAGAUUCUCCUGGAGCAACGCUACGGACGGGCGGUAGACUGGUGGGCCUUUGGAAUCCUGAUCUACGAGAUGCUGCUAGGUCAAGCGCCCUUCCGAGGAGACGACGAAGACGAAAUCUUCGAUGCUAUCCUGGAGGACGAGCCCCUGUACCCCAUCCACAUGCCUGCGGACUCGGUGUCGAUUCUGCAUCGCCUCCUCACGCGAGACCCCGCCAAGCGUCUCGGAUCAGGCGAGCGAGACGCCGAGGAGAUCAAGGCGCAUCCCUUCUUCCGGGAUACCAAUUGGGACGACAUGUUCCACAAGAGGAUCCCUGCGCCCUUUAAGCCUACGCUCAAGAAUCCCAGCGAUACGAGUUGGUUCGAUGCAGAGUUUACUAGCGAAAAGCCUACGCUCACGCCAGUGCAUAGCGUGCUGAGCGCGCAGGACCAGGAAGAGUUUGCCAGCUUCAGCUGGACGAGCACCACGAUUCUAUGAAUGAUGAGGGGAGAGGUGGAGUGAAGGAAGGGAUGUGUGCCGAGAAGAGUGGAGUGGGGGAUGUCUUUUGCCCGUGGUGUUGCCCACCCCCACUUUGCCAGCUCUUACUACUUGUGAACGAACAGUCAGUCACGACGAUGAUAAUGAUGCCAUGCCCCCUCUUGCGCUGUACUGCAACUCUUGUGAUGCUUGAGUGAAGGAGAGACUGACUUUGCAU
Messenger RNA from Microstroma glucosiphilum, 4238 nucleotides. RefSeq lists its product as hypothetical. The record is from RefSeq and is a predicted model, not a curated record. Gene Ontology annotation, molecular function: ATP binding; diacylglycerol-dependent serine/threonine kinase activity. Gene Ontology annotation, biological process: protein phosphorylation; signal transduction; fungal-type cell wall biogenesis. Bases 359 to 4021 code for a protein of 1220 amino acids. NCBI's taxonomy places the organism in Eukaryota, Fungi, Basidiomycota, Exobasidiomycetes, Microstromatales, Microstromataceae. The transcript is spliced from 4 exons.